AAUGAGAUCAGUUCACUUUGAGGUUUAAGAAACUUGCGGUUCACGUCGGAGGUUAUCUUUGGAUCAACAGGUGACUUAUUGCGUAACGGUGAUGUGCGUAAUCCAAAAGAGAUAAAGUUUUACCACACAGAGAGAUAAGUUCUGCUGUUUUUUUUUAUUAUUCAGAGAAAGGGGUUAUCUUUGCGUAAGUAACAGAACUUUUCCUGGCUUUUGGACAUGGCAGAGGGAGACUUUUACACGAUGGGAAGCCGGCAGAGAUUUCCCAGAGAUCCGUUUGGAGAAUUCCGGGAUCAGUCACCGUUCAGGGAUCAGCUCGCCUCUCGGUUUAUGGAAGAUGACUUUGGGAUGCCACCUUUCCCCGACGACCUGGCGAUGGACUGGCCGGGCUGGGCUCGGCCGGGCCGGCUAAGCACGCGCCUCAGCCCGUCGCCGUUCAGCAGCACUUUACGCACAGGUUUCCCCCAGCGUCAGUCCACCGGAGGCCCCGCGCUGUACACCAGCAGGUACGGAGAGCCCUCCUCCCGCAGCUCCCCCACCGGCACCGUCUCCACCACCGGCGGGGAGCCCUGGAAGGUCUGCGUGAACGUCCACAGCUUCAAACCAGAGGAGCUGAACGUAAAGACGAGAGACGGAUUUGUAGAAGUGUCAGGAAAACACGAAGAGAAACAAGAAGAAGGAGGCAUAGUGACAAAGAAUUUCACAAAGAAGAUCCAGAUCCCCGUAGACGUGGACCCUCUGACGGUGUUCGCCUCUUUGUCCCCGGAGGGCGUCCUCAUCAUCGAAGCUCGGCAGACGCCUCCGUACUACCUGUUCAGCAGCGACGGCUCCCCGGCUGGAGAAACGCAGGAAGUGGAUUCCCCCAAACCCCAGGAGGCCUCCAUGGCCUGAACCUCCCGAAUAGCAUCCUGCACAAGCAGUUACAAGUUUGAUAUUAAACGUUCAUGUUGUUAGACAUCUGGAAUUAAAAUGUGUAAAGUCCUAUUUGAUGUCCACAUUAAAGCUGUAUCAGGCA
This is a messenger RNA of Stegastes partitus (bicolor damselfish), 1012 nucleotides long. It is a transcript of the gene hspb8, whose product is annotated as heat shock protein b8. Gene Ontology annotation, biological process: cellular response to unfolded protein. Gene Ontology annotation, cellular component: protein folding chaperone complex; nucleus; cytoplasm. The record is from RefSeq and is a predicted model, not a curated record. The transcript is spliced from 3 exons. The coding region runs from base 217 to 888 and encodes 223 amino acids. Gene Ontology annotation, molecular function: protein homodimerization activity. NCBI's taxonomy places the organism in Eukaryota, Metazoa, Chordata, Actinopteri, Pomacentridae.